AUGAUAGCAGUUCUAUCUCAAACCGGUGCCAAGAAACCGGAGGUGGGCCCUGCCCCAUUGGCGUUCCUGUGGCUUUACAGUCUUCGCGCGCAGUAUCCCUCUAUAGACCCCGGAUUAACGUAUACCCUUUUAAGGGUCUGUGAUGUUGCCCAUACAAAGAACCCCAAGUGGAGAUUCUCCUCCCUUCCCUUUCCUCUGGCCGAAUUUUUGUGUUUGGCUUACUGUGUCCCAACCAAAUCCAUUAAUAGAAUAUCGCUAGACUCUCCUGCUAAAAUAUGCGCUGCAUCACUGAUACUGGCUUCCCUCGGCUAUUACACGAUUAACGGAGACCCUUUCAUUGGAGCUAUGAGAAGUUUUCCAAAAGAAUAUCCAAUUCAACGUUUCAAAGAAUGGGCAAAUGAGUAUGGUACGCAUUUCAUUGCACUAGGCACGGG
Messenger RNA from Acaulospora colombiana, 434 nucleotides. Lineage: Eukaryota; Fungi; Glomeromycota; Glomeromycetes; Diversisporales; Acaulosporaceae. The record is from the annotation of a GenBank genome assembly.